Molecule: messenger RNA, 1774 nt
Organism: Phacochoerus africanus (Common warthog)
Lineage: Eukaryota; Metazoa; Chordata; Mammalia; Artiodactyla; Suidae
Gene: HOMER2
Product: homer scaffold protein 2
Exons: 8
Coding region: 94-1080 (328 amino acids)
Biological process (GO): G protein-coupled glutamate receptor signaling pathway; regulation of store-operated calcium entry
Cellular component (GO): plasma membrane; cytoplasm; dendrite
Molecular function (GO): G protein-coupled glutamate receptor binding
Source: RefSeq, a predicted model, not a curated record
GGCGGCGGCGGCGGCGGCGGCGGUAGCGGCAGCCGCGCAGCCCCGCGGAAUGGAGCGGCGCCGGGGCUAAGCCGGGCGCGCACGGGCCGCCGCAUGUGCCGCGCCGGGAGCGGCUGCAGAGCGGGCGGAGAGCGAGCGCGAGAGGCCCCGUCGGAGCGGCCGCCGGAGCAGCGCCGGAGAUGGGAGAGCAGCCCAUCUUCACCACCCGAGCGCAUGUGUUCCAGAUUGACCCCAGCACCAAGAAGAACUGGGUGCCUGCAAGCAAGCAGGCCGUCACCGUCUCCUACUUCUACGAUGUCACAAGGAACAGCUAUCGGAUCAUCAGUGUGGAUGGAGCCAAGUUUGCAGAGAAAAUUCCUGGAGGUGAAAGAAGCUGCCAAACUAGCCAGAGACAAAUCCCAGGAGAAAAUCGAGACCUCAAGUAAUCAUUCCCAGCCAUCCAGUGUCAACGGGACGGACGAUGAAAAGGCCUCCUGUGCGGGUCCUGCCGACACACACCUCAAGUCGGAGAAUGACAAACUGAAGAUCGCUUUGACGCAGAGUGCUGCCAACGUGAAGAAAUGGGAGAUCGAACUGCAGACCCUGCGGGAGAGCAACGCCCGGCUGACCACAGCACUGCAGGAGUCGGCGGCCAGCGUGGAGCAGUGGAAGAGGCAGUUCUCCCUCUGCCGGGAUGAGAAUGACCGGCUCCGGAACAAGAUUGACGAGCUGGAAGAGCAGUGCAGUGAGAUCAACAGAGAGAAGGAGAAGAACACCCAGCUGAAGAGGAGAAUUGAGGACCUGGAGUCGGAACUCCGAGAAAAGGAGACGGAAUUGAAAGACCUCCGAAAACAAAGUGAAAUCAUACCUCAGCUCAUGUCAGAGUGUGAAUACGUCUCUGAGAAGUUAGAGGCGGCCGAGAGAGACAAUCAGAACCUGGAGGACAAAGUGCGGUCUCUGAAGACGGACAUCGAGGAGAGCAGGUACCGACAGCGCCACCUGAAGGUGGAGCUCAAGAGCUUCCUGGAGGUGCUAGACGGGAAGAUCGACGACCUGCACGACUUCCGCCGGGGCCUCUCCAAGCUGGGCGCCGACAACUAGGGCUCGGGAGUCCCCGGGGUGCGCGUGAGCUGGUAGCACUAGGACCUCCUCCUGUUCGCGUGGCUUCUGUAAACGCAGGCGCCGUUUGUCGUGUUUCCAAACCGGGGGACGCCGUCCACUCUCUCCUCCCCAGAAUCGAAAUCCGCCCUCGCUUCUCUGGCCUGGCGGGGUUGUAGACGCCUGGACGAUGCUGACUCAGGAAUCCAGAACUAGGUCUACCUUAAAAUGUUUACGCAGUCAGGGCAGGGAUGUUUCUAUCUUUCUUAAGGGCUGUUGCAACCAUAAGAACUGAAAAAAGAAGUAUUUUCUAAUCCAAAUAUGAAUACCCUUUGCAGCUCCUUUUGAGUAGCGUCCAGAGUAUGCGAACGUCCGCCAGGCACGCGUGUGUGGGGCGAGGCGAGAGAAGCUUCCCUCUGUGUGUAGAGAUGCUUUACAGCCACCACUUAGGAGAGGUUUGUCCAGAGAAGGAAAACAAGUUUCUGAUGAGUGCGAUUUCUGGCGCAGGAAUCACCUGCAUCCACUCCCUCCCCCUGCCCUCCACCCGGUUUGUAGGGUUGCAACAAUGUUCCUUUUCUGGGUUUUCAUUUCUGAGCAGAUGACCGUGCUGUGCGGACAGCACGUGGUAAGGGUACCUAGCACAGUGCUUGGCACAAAGUAGGUGCUUAAUAAAUAUUUGUUCAAUUAAACAUAUAAA